Messenger RNA from Jatropha curcas, 622 nucleotides. RefSeq names its product heavy metal-associated isoprenylated plant protein 16-like. NCBI's taxonomy places the organism in Eukaryota, Viridiplantae, Streptophyta, Magnoliopsida, Malpighiales, Euphorbiaceae. The record is from RefSeq and is a predicted model, not a curated record.
AAGAUUGUCUUUAAAGAGGUAUUAUUUUGUCACCGCCAUCAACAAGAGCUAUCAUAAAGCUGAGAGGUUUGUUUGUGAUCUCCAAGAAGCAAAAGCAAUGAAGCAAAAGAUAGUGAUUAAGGUCUCCAUGAAUGACGAGAAGUCUCGUUCCAAGGCCUUGAAGAUUGUUGUUGGAGUUCCAGGGGUCCAAUCAGCAGCUUUAGGAAAGAAGGAUAAGAACCAAAUAGAGGUGAUUGGAGAGGCAGUUGAUGCAGUGAAGCUAACAAGCUUGCUAAGAAACAAAUUAGGAAACAAGUCUUGUUUAACUUGUUUUCUAGCAAAUCAGAAGACGCAUGCAGAAAUAUUAAUUGUGAAACCGAUAGGAGGCAAGGCAGAUGAGGAAGAUGAGGAGAAAGAGUCAAAGGUUCGACCUGUGAAUUGGUCAUACUCAUAUGGUUGUAGUGUGCCUCAAUAUUUUAUAUGCUACUAAGUGGAGCUAUAGAUUCGAUCUAGGUAAGUAUUUUCUUCAAAUGUAAUAUAAUUUUAAAACACAGUUGCUUCAAAUUUACUUUUAACAUGGUUGUGGUGUGGGUUUGAAGAAUUUUAGAAAAUCUUUAUUUUGGUUAUUGUUUAAUUUUCUUUA